GCUGUCUUCCCCUGAGAUAAAACCUAAAUGCCCAAAUGACCGUCGGCAAAUUCACGAUCCCUCCCAUCAAAAACUCACAAAACACAAUUACUCUUUAACAUAUCGAUUAGAUUAUAUAUACAAGUGAUCAUAUAUGCAAAUAUAGUUUCGUUUCCCCUUUGUCGCCUUUUGCUUUCGAGCUCUCUCUCUUGUUUUCUCUUACCGAUCCCUAUUAUCGUGGAGAUAUUGAGAAAGUUUUAUGGAUGAUCCGCAUAACAAGUCAGUAACAUGAUUUUGGUUUGGAAAUCAGAAUUUUGGCAUCAAUGACUAUGAUAUGUUGCAUAAUAAUGGCACUUGGUUCGUACUUCUGUGCAUAUAAAGCUUUGAACAUAUAGGUUGGUUUUGUAUCAAGUACAUCCUAUUGUGUUAGAGGUGGGUGAUAUUUUCGAAAAAUGGAUGAUGAUCGAGAACCUGGGUUUCCGUCUCACAUGGUUGAAUCACGUCUUUUUACUGUCUCUUGCUUUAUUGCUGGACUUAUAGGAGUCCUCACUAUAGCCUACACUGCCUUCCAAUGGAGGAGAAAUAUCAAUCUAGGUUGGAUGAAAGCUAUAGCCAGGUCAAAGAAGAACCCGAAGACCAGGAGCAAAGCUCCUGUAGCUCCUCAUACUUGGGUUUUGGAAUCUCUCUCCCGUGGGAAAAGCUUAAAAUGCUGUGUAUGCUUGAAGUCCAUGUCGGCCUCCCAAAAUCAUGGGCCAAUGGCUUCAGACAAUCAUAUUCACUAUUGUAGCAUAUGCGGUGCAGCAUCUCACCUUAGCUGUUCAUCUAAAACCCUUAAAGAUUGCAAACGCGUGUCUAUGAGUGGGUAUGAGCAUGUGAUGCACCAGUGGGCUGUCCGCUGGACGGAGGUUGCAGAUCAAACUGAAGAAACUUCCUAUUGUAGUCACUGUGAAGAGCCCUGCAAUGGUUCUUUUCUCGGAGGAUCUCCCAUAUGGUGUUGCUUAUGGUGUCAGCGCCUGGUACAUGUUGACUGCCAUGGUAGCAUGUCAAAUGAAACUGGUGAUAUAUGUGAUUUGGGACCAUAUAAACGAUUGAUACUAUCCCCACUAUAUGUCAGAGAAGUGAACAGGGCUUUACAGGGGCGGUUAUUAAGUUCAAUUACACAGGGGGCCAAUGAGAUUGCAUCUUCUGUCCGAGCUAGUAUUAGUAGGAGUCAAAGUAAAAAGAGCAAGCAGGAAAAUGUAGCCUCAGCUGACACAGUUAACAAUUGUAGUGUUGGCAACUCGUCCACGGAAAGUACAGACAACAAUGAGAACAGAAAUGCUUCUCUCGGAGUUGAAGAAAAUUGUAACAGCACAGUAAGCAUAGAGGGCACGGAUCAAAAUCAAAACGGUGGUAUUGUGAAGAUAUUAGAUUCGAAGCCAAGUUUUAAGAGGAAUUCAUCUAUCAACGAGAAGAAUGAGUUCCACUUGACUGGGACAGAACAACGAUACGAGUUAACUGAUUUACCUUCAGAUGCGAGACCCUUGUUAGUCUUCAUCAACAAGAAGAGUGGGGCUCAGCGAGGAGAGUCACUCAAGCUCCGGUUAAAUCUACUUUUGAAUCCCAUUCAGGUUUUCGAGUUGAGCUCCUCGCAGGGACCUGAAGUUGGACUAUUCUUAUUUAGGAAAAUUCCUCAUUUCAGAAUUCUUGUAUGCGGCGGAGACGGCACUGUGGGAUGGGUUUUGGAUGCUAUAGACAAGCAGAACUAUGUGUCUCCUCCUCCAGUAGCUAUUCUUCCUACUGGAACAGGAAAUGACUUGGCACGAGUUUUGUCUUGGGGAGGUGGUUUAGGUUCAGUAGAGAGACAAGGUGGGCUAUGUACACUGUUGCACCAUAUAGAACACGCCGCUGUAACCAUUCUUGAUCGAUGGAAAGUUUCGUUUAACCAAAAAGAAAAACAGCUCCGGCCUCCAAAAUUUUUGAACAAUUAUCUUGGGGUUGGAUGUGAUGCAAAGGUUGCUUUGGAAAUUCACAAUCUGAGAGAAGAGAACCCUGAGAAAUUUUAUAAUCAGUUUAUGAAUAAAGUUCUCUAUGCAAGAGAAGGCGCGAAGACUCUUAUGGAUAGGUCAUUUGCAGACUACCCUUGGCAAGUUCGAGUAGAAGUGGAUGGUGCGGAGGUAGAGGUUCCUGAGGAUGCAGAAGGUGUUCUUGUCGCCAAUAUCGGAAGCUAUAUGGGUGGUGUAGAUUUAUGGCAAAAUGAAGAUGAAACGUAUGAUAAUUUUGAUCCUCAAUCAAUGCAUGAUAAGAUGUUGGAGGUCGUGAGCAUAGCAGGAACAUGGCAUCUUGGAAAGCUUCAGGUAGGACUGUCUCGGGCUCGAAGGCUAGCACAAGGACAGUCGAUAAAAAUCCAGCUUUUUGCUGCAUUGCCAGUUCAAAUUGACGGAGAGCCAUGGUUGCAGUCACCAUGUACAUUGACCAUAUCUCAUCAUGGACAGGCUUUCAUGCUAAAGAGAGCAGUAGAGGAACCACUUGGUCAUGCUGCUGCGAUAAUUGCUGAUGUGCUUGAGAAUGCUGAAACAAAUCAUGUCAUAACGGCAGCACAGAAGCGUGCUCUUCUUCAAGAAAUGGCACUGAAGCUAUCAUAGAGGUUCGCCCUAUGGAUCAAUAUUUUAGGUGACACUAGUUGCACGAAGUGUUGGAUGUGUGUACAGUGAAUAUCUUCCUAUAGCAUUUCCCAUCUUUGUUUGUAAACGGAAAAUGUUUUGUAGUAUAAAUACGAUGAAGAAAAUUGUUGUGAUAGGGUAGUUGCACAUAGCCAAGUUCCUCCCAAUUUUUUUGAUAUAAUAAUUAUGUUACCAAGAGAGAGAGAGAAUCUGUUCAGCUUCUGUUGGUUUUGUUUGUUUA
Daucus carota subsp. sativus is the source of this 2862-nucleotide messenger RNA. RefSeq names its product diacylglycerol kinase 1. Lineage: Eukaryota; Viridiplantae; Streptophyta; Magnoliopsida; Apiales; Apiaceae. Bases 432 to 2603 code for a protein of 723 amino acids. The record is from RefSeq and is a predicted model, not a curated record. The transcript has 8 exons. Gene Ontology annotation, molecular function: ATP-dependent diacylglycerol kinase activity.